AUGUCUGAAGCUCAACAAAAGAGACAAUUUGGUGACAAAAAAAGAAGAGGUAUUAGAAGAGGUAGAAGAGAUGGUGAAGAAAAAGGUUGGACUCCAGUUACCAAAUUAGGUAGAUUGGUCAAGGCUGGUAAAAUCACCUCAGUUGAAGAAAUUUACUUGCACUCUUUACCAGUCAAGGAAUUCCAAAUCAUUGAUUUGUUAUUACCUGAAUUGAAAGAUGAAGUUAUGAAGAUUAGAUCUGUGCAAAAACAAACCAGAGCUGGUCAAAGAACUAGAAUGAAGGCUGUUGUUGUUAUUGGUGACUCCAACGGUCACGUUGGUUUGGGUAUCAAGACAGCAAAGGAAGUUGCUUCUGCUAUUAAGGCCGCUAUUGUUAUUGCCAAAUUAUCCAUCAUUCCUAUCAGAAGAGGUUACUGGGGUUCUAACUUGGGUCAACCACACUCAUUACCUUGUAAAGUCACCGGUAAAUGUGGUUCAGUUACCGUUAGAUUGAUCCCAGCUCCAAGAGGUAAAGGUAUUGUUGCUUCUCCAGCAGUUAAGAAAUUGAUGCAAUUGGCUGGUGUUGAAGAUGUUUAUACCACUUCUUCUGGUUCUACCAGAACAACUGAAAACACUUUGAAAGCUGCUUUCGUUGCUAUUGGUAACACCUAUGGUUUCUUGACACCAAACUUGUGGAAAGAAACCCCAUUGAUUGCUUCACCUUUGGAAGUUUACGCCGAAGAAGCUUCCAGUGGUAAAAAGAGAUAUUAG
Lodderomyces oxycetoniae is the source of this 750-nucleotide messenger RNA. RefSeq names its product 40S ribosomal protein uS5 (gene RPS21). Gene Ontology annotation, cellular component: ribosome; cytosolic small ribosomal subunit. The coding region runs from base 1 to 750 and encodes 249 amino acids. The record is from RefSeq and is a predicted model, not a curated record. The transcript has a single exon. Gene Ontology annotation, molecular function: RNA binding; structural constituent of ribosome. Gene Ontology annotation, biological process: translation. Lineage: Eukaryota; Fungi; Ascomycota; Pichiomycetes; Serinales; Debaryomycetaceae.